AGCGCCGGUCGACCCGCCCGUGGAACCGCCACCCAUGGAGGAGCCGCCGGUGGAGCCACCACCGGUUGAGGAGCCACCACCUGCCGAGGAUCCUCCGACGCCGGUCCACCCGCCCGUGGAACCGCCACCCAUGGAGGAGCCACCGAUGGACCCACCACCAGUUGAGGAGCCACCACCCGCCAAGGAUCCUCCGGCAGCGGUCGACCCGCCCGUGGAACCGCCGCCCAUGGAGGAGCCAUCCGUGGAGCCACCACCGGUUGAGGAGCUACCACCAGCGCAGGAGCCACAACCCGCGGCCCCAACACCAGUUCAGGAGCCACCUAGUGCACCAGCAGAGGCAAAGCCAUCUGAUGGUAGCGACCAAUCGGAUGGUAGCACUGAUGGUGAGGACAACGGCGAGGGGGGUGGCCGCAAGGGUAAGCGACGCAGUGGCGGGAAAGGACGACGGAGGCGCAGGCGGCGUGGUAGGUUCCCGUUCGGCAUGGUGGUUGCUCCUGCUGUGAUCUUGCUCGCUCUCGCAGUGCUCGCGGCCAAGAGACGGCGGCAACAGGGCGGGGGUUGAGAAUUGGUGUGGCUCGGCUCGUGCCACUGUGUAACACGCGUUGUAUACUUGUAUGUAUAGAAUUGAUUUUGUUUUGAUUUUUCUUGUCACGGAAUUCUUUUUUCCUUUUGCCAUGAUACAAGGAAAUUUGGGAGAGGAUUUGUAGUAGGGGGCUUCUAGUUGAACGGGGGCGGAGCCAAGAUUUAGGCAUGAGGGGGAUGAACAAGAAUAUUGAUUGCACGGAAUACAAACAUCACAU
Molecule: messenger RNA, 800 nt
Organism: Triticum aestivum (bread wheat)
Lineage: Eukaryota; Viridiplantae; Streptophyta; Magnoliopsida; Poales; Poaceae
Product: early nodulin-75
Exons: 1
Coding region: 35-562 (175 amino acids)
Source: RefSeq, a predicted model, not a curated record